Molecule: messenger RNA, 345 nt
Organism: Rhizophagus irregularis DAOM 181602=DAOM 197198
Lineage: Eukaryota; Fungi; Glomeromycota; Glomeromycetes; Glomerales; Glomeraceae
Source: RefSeq, a predicted model, not a curated record
AUGAUUCAUGCUAUGCAUAAGAUAACUAAGUGGGCUCUUUGGACUCAGCAACAUUCCCCUUUACUCUUACAAGUGACUACAACAAAUCCUUUGGAAUCAUAUCAUAGUGCAUGCCAUAAAAUUAUUGCUCUUGAUGAGAAAAAACACUCAGAUUCAGAAUAUGUCUCUUUUGAAUUUUGUACCAAAAAUAUUUCUGCAAUUGGUGUUGAUCAUGUUAUUCUUCAUGAAAUUUAUAAGUUCCCAUUUCCUGUUCAACAAAUGCUUGUCAAUGAAUUUAAUGCUGUUCAAGGAAGAAUAAAAAAAGGAAAACCAACUCCAGGUCUUAUAUCACUUAAUUGUAAUUAG